This is a messenger RNA of Brassica oleracea var. oleracea, 1418 nucleotides long. Its product is annotated as 60S ribosomal protein L3-1-like. Lineage: Eukaryota; Viridiplantae; Streptophyta; Magnoliopsida; Brassicales; Brassicaceae. The record is from RefSeq and is a predicted model, not a curated record. Gene Ontology annotation, biological process: ribosomal large subunit assembly; translation. Gene Ontology annotation, cellular component: ribosome; cytosolic large ribosomal subunit. Gene Ontology annotation, molecular function: RNA binding; structural constituent of ribosome. The coding region runs from base 117 to 1292 and encodes 391 amino acids. The transcript is spliced from 6 exons.
GGGAAACUAGGUUACACAUUAGCGCUUAGGGGUUAUAUAUAAAAGGGUUACUAUUAUUUUGCUUACUUCAUCACUUUGUCAGCAGCCGCAGGACACAUCGAAGCUUAAGGGGAAGAAUGUCUCACAGGAAGUUUGAGCACCCAAGACAUGGAUCACUUGGUUUCCUACCAAGGAAGAGAGCUAACCGUCCCAGAGGAAAGGUGAAGGCCUUCCCUAAGGAUGACCAAACCAAGCCUUGCAAGUUCACAGCCUUCAUGGGAUACAAGGCUGGUAUGACCCACAUUGUUAGAGAUGUCGAGAAGCCCGGAUCCAAGCUUCACAAGAAGGAGACAUGUGAGGCUGUUACCAUCAUUGAGACACCGGCUAUGGUUGUUGUUGGAGUUGUUGCCUACGUCAAGACUCCCCGUGGCCUGAGGUCUUUGAACACUGUCUGGGCACAGCACUUGAGUGAAGAGGUCAGGAGAAGGUUCUACAAGAACUGGGCAAAGUCCAAGAAGAAGGCUUUCACCGGGUACGCCAAGCAGUAUGAAACUGAAGAAGGCAAGAAGAGCCUCCGGUCUCAGCUUGAGAAGAUGAAGAAAUACGGAACUGUCAUCCGUGUUCUGGCCCACACUCAGAUCAGGAAGAUGAAAGGAUUGAAGCAGAAGAAAUCACACCUGAUGGAGAUCCAGAUCAACGGUGGUUCCAUUGCCGACAAGGUCGACUUCGCCUACAGUUUCUUUGAGAAGCAGAUCCCAAUCGAUGCUGUAUUCCAGAAGGAUGAGAUGAUUGAUGUGAUCGGUGUGACCAAGGGUAAAGGUUACGAAGGUGUAGUUACCCGUUGGGGCGUGACAAGGCUUCCACGUAAGACUCACAGGGGUCUACGUAAGGUUGCUUGUAUUGGUGCGUGGCAUCCAGCUAGAGUCUCUUACACCGUAGCCAGAGCUGGUCAGAACGGUUACCAUCACCGUACCGAGCUGAACAAGAAGAUUUACAGGUUGGGCAAGGUUGGUCAAGAGACGCACACAGCCAUGACUGAAUACGACAGGACUGAGAAAGAUGUGACCCCGAUGGGAGGAUUUGCACACUAUGGUGUGGUGAAGGAUGACUACUUGAUGAUUAAGGGAUGCUGCAUGGGUCCAAAGAAGAGGGUUGUGACCCUGAGACAGUCACUGCUUACUCAGACUUCCCGUCUUGCCAUGGAGCAGAUCAAUCUCAAGUUCAUCGACACUUCCUCAAAGAUGGGUCAUGGUAAAUUCCAGACGACCCAGGAGAAGAACAAGUUUUACGGCCGUGCCGCUACCAAGGCUUAAAUAAGUUUGUUUCUCUCGUAUUAGCUCUUUCCCCCAAAAAGUGUUGAAAAAUACUCUUUUGAACGAUUCUCUGCAAUUUUGUGUUUUAGUUAUUUGGAGAUUAAGACCAUUAUCAUUCUGCGCCUC